This is a messenger RNA of Suhomyces tanzawaensis NRRL Y-17324, 1074 nucleotides long. RefSeq names its product Cht3p (gene CHT3). The annotation marks the transcript as partial. Gene Ontology annotation, biological process: carbohydrate metabolic process. Gene Ontology annotation, molecular function: chitinase activity. The record is from RefSeq and is a predicted model, not a curated record. The transcript has a single exon. Gene Ontology annotation, cellular component: extracellular region. NCBI's taxonomy places the organism in Eukaryota, Fungi, Ascomycota, Pichiomycetes, Serinales, Debaryomycetaceae.
GCAGCUUCUGGCGACGUCGUUCUUUACUGGGGUCAAAACUCCGAUGGCAACCAAAAGCCGUUGGCCGAAUACUGCCAGUCUUCCUCAGUGGACAUCGUGGUCCUUUCCUUCCUUUAUGCCUUCCCCAACAACUUCCAAUUGAACUUUGCCAACGCCUGUGAAGGCUCUUACACUCCUGAUGGAACCUUACACUGUCCUCAAAUGGCCAAAGAUAUCAAGACCUGUCAAGGCUUGGGCAAGCAGGUGUUAUUGUCCUUGGGUGGUGCCUCUGGUGCCUACGGUUUCUCCAGUGACUCCCAAGCCAGCGACUUUGCCACCACCUUGUGGAACAAGUUCGGUAAGGGGACCGAUGACUCCUCAAACAGACCUUUCGAUGAUGCUGUGAUUGACGGAUUUGACUUUGACAUCGAAAACAACGACCCAAGAGGUUACGCUGCCUUAGCCACUUCCCUCAGACAACUCUUCGCCAAGGACUCCUCCAAGAAAUACUACCUCUCCGCUGCUCCCCAAUGUCCAUACCCUGAUGCCUCUGUUGGCAAGCUUAUGGAAAAUGCUGACCUUGACUAUGCCUUCAUCCAAUUUUACAACAACUACUGUGCUCUUGGCUCCCAAUUCAACUGGGAAAAGUGGGAGGAAUAUGCUGAAAAUGUCUCUCCUAACAAGAACAUCAAGUUGUUCCUUGGAUUGCCAGGAAGCACCAGGGCUGCUAACAGUGGAUACACUGAGAUUUCUACCAUCAAGCAGUACUUGGAUCAAUUCCAAAACUCCAAGCACUUUGGUGGAUUCUCUCUUUGGGAUGCCACUUCUGCCUGGACCAACACUGGAUCUGAUGGAGAAAACUAUGCACAACAAUUGAAGGGAUUGGUCGGCUCCGGCUCCUCUCCUAGUGAAACCUCCACCAGCUCUACUGCUGCUCCAACUUCCACUGCUGCUCCAACUUCCACUGCUUCUCCAACUUCCACUGCUUCUCCAACUUCCACUGCUUCUCCAACCUCUACUGUUACUCCAACCUCUACUGCAGUCCAAACUUCCACCUCCAAUUCCUUCCCAACCAGAGUUCCAACCACUCUCACC